Molecule: messenger RNA, 537 nt
Organism: Schistocerca americana (American grasshopper)
Lineage: Eukaryota; Metazoa; Arthropoda; Insecta; Orthoptera; Acrididae
Product: WAS/WASL-interacting protein family member 3-like
Exons: 2
Coding region: 1-537 (178 amino acids)
Source: RefSeq, a predicted model, not a curated record
AUGUACACCGACGUGUACGAGUGCGGCGGCGGCCUGCUGCUCGUGGUGGGGCAGGGCGUGGAGGCGCUGUGCAUCUCGGAGCGCGACCUGCUGGCGCCGGCCACUCUCCAGCAGCUGGAGCUGUUCGCGUGCCAGCAGUUGGCCGCCGCGGCCGCCGGCUGCUGCUGGGGCCACUCGGCGGCCGGCGUGGGCGUGGCCUCCGCACCGGCGCAUGCGCAGUGCCCGCCGGUGCCCCGGCCCUGGCGCCCCCGCGCGCCCACGCCGCCUCCACAACGCCACCUGUGCUGCCCGCCGCCGCCCCCACCUCCACCGCCACCAGCACCCUACGGCGUGGUUGGCAGCCCGGCGCGGCCCGUCCAACAGCAGCAGCCGCCAUCCGUCCUUGCUACGAAACACGAUUUUAGUUCGGCCGUGCGUCGCCUCGCGGCUUUCCUGGGGCCGGACAGCCCGCCGAUACAUGAGCCAGACCUGCGUGCGCUGCUGCAGCAGCCGCGGCUGUUGGAGCCACCACCCACCUCUUCGCACGUUCGUCGGUAG